This is a messenger RNA of Penicillium odoratum, 2001 nucleotides long. RefSeq lists its product as uncharacterized. The record is from RefSeq and is a predicted model, not a curated record. Lineage: Eukaryota; Fungi; Ascomycota; Eurotiomycetes; Eurotiales; Aspergillaceae. The transcript has a single exon. The coding region runs from base 1 to 2001 and encodes 666 amino acids.
AUGGCCAAUAGCGACCACACAACAGCCAUACAACUCGCGCGUGGCGCUCGAAUGCCAAUAUUCAAGGCGAGCGACAACGUGCUACUAAUGAUUAUAUUGAUGGAGUUGACCGAGGAAGAAAAACUGAAACUUGUCCAUCAUUACCAGAAAGAUUGCUCUGGUGGUGUGGAACUGGAAACAUGGACUCCGUCCAAGGCACUGCUUCGGGCCAUUGCGAAACAAGGUUCCCAUUGGGACAGCCAGGCCAAUCUGUACGCUCUGGCAAUUCUCGCCUUUCGGUCUGGCCUGGAAUUUAAAAAAGGAACCAGUUUCGUCGUGGCGGACGAGCUCACGAAACGCCAACUCACGCGCUGCUGUCGUCCUGGUGAAAGGGAUUAUAUAUCUCUGGUUACCGUGACUGUCCAGCCAAAGCCAUCUAUGAUCGCACAUAGAGACUCAAGGCUGAAUCCACAUCUUGCAACUAUGCCAGAUGAUGAAAUUCAUGUCUUCACCGACCGUUCUACUGAGUUUUCGAAGAAGCUGCUUUCGGAAGUUGUUGAACCUCAAACUAUGGAGUUCUUCGCCGAAUACCUGAAACUGGAGAAAACACGCGAGAUUUCCAACUGCAUACAAAGUAGUAGGAGACUCUAUGAUCCAGAUUCGUGUAUGUUUACUGUCAGCAAUGCUAUGGCGACAGGGCGAGAGCAAUACUGCAAGACUGUAGCAUCAGUUCUGUCAGCCUGUCAAUUUCCACCAGAGUUAGUAGCUGAAGUGAUAUCUCAAUCGGAUUAUGCUCUAUCUACUAAGAUGCCUUUGUGGGACCACCGGCAGAGUAGAGAACAUCUUAUCGUUUUUCUCCUUUUUCCUACGACGACAAGCGAGCUUCAGAGAAACCAUACCAUAAUACAAGAUGCGCUGAACAAUCUUACUGAAGGAGAGCAUGAUGGACGGAAAGGGAUGUCAGUCGAACUCAUAUCACAACAUCGUCAUCAGGCCCGGUCUCGCCGUGAGGUGUUGGAACUUUGGGAAAAAUUCCGACUGCACGAGGGUGACGAGAGAGCAGGCGAUCCAGUUCUCAAUGUUCUUCUCCGUCCUAUCGAAGAUCAGGAUAUAGGCUCGGCACUAUUUGCUGCCGUGUGUUCUGAGCACAGACAUGCAAAAUACAUGAUUCGGGCACCUUUAAGCUCUAUUGUCAGGAUAAAAUGGAAAGAGCACUUUUACUUCAUUCAAGAAGAAUUUGAGCGCCUUGAGAUUGAAAAGAUUGAGGGAGUGUGCGAUCCAGACCAGCCAUGGUACUUCAAUCCGCCAUCAUGGCGACCAGCAAAUGAUGACAAGGAACUACGUCCCGGAAGGGAAGACAUUGGGUAUGCCUCAGUCUUCUAUCUCACUGGAAAUGUCCCGGAAAAUAGGGACCGACAAAUCCGAAAAGAUCUUAUGAAAGAUAACGUCGACGAAGACACGUACUCAGACUCAGAGAAUGACCCUCCGCUCCCCAAAAGCGUCUGUUUUGUUCCUUGGGAUGGCAAGGACGACGCCACGCAAGAAGACAUCUGGAAUAUCGUCUGGGAGUUCUACAAGUACGAAGGACUUGGCAGUAUCUGCCCGAGCUUCCUUUGUAUUGAUCAGGCGUCUGCCAGUGAUAUAGGAACAGUGCUCCUGGUCAAGCCCGAUAUUUUCAAAUUUGGUAAAAUGUUACAGAGUCAGGAGGCAUACUUGAAGGGUGUACUUGGCCCCAGACUACGCGGAUUCCUCGCCACUCGCGUGCUCCCAAGCUCCGCGCAACAGAGUAAGACGGAUGCGGAGGAUGGAUUUCAACCCAUGGCAGAAAUUGGACUGAACUCCAAUGUGACUAGGUUUUACCGGCCAGAGUGGCCAGCACGGGGCGUACUUCCUUUUGAGUGGAUUGACUUGAAUGGCGGUGACGGCGAAGAAAAUGAGUAUCGGAAGAUGGGCGGAUGGGAUGAGCAUGCGGAUGAACUUCCAUGGGAUGAUAUAGAACGGAUCAGGAGAGAACGACAAUAG